AUGGUAUUUGCUGAGUUUUAUAUUGAUUGGGCAGAUACUUGUAAUUAUGUACUAUUUUAUUUAUAUUCAUUGAAAGACUAAGGAAAUUUGGGCUAAUCAUUCAUGCAAAUAUACAACAAAUGGAUUGAAAUUUAUUUAAUUAACUUAGCCAAAAUACCAAGAUUGGCUGAAUGUUAUAGGAUUAAUACAAGAGCAAUGUCUAGGUAAUUGCCUAGUGUAAUUCUGUUCGAAGACGGAGAGGAAGCACAAAGAUUUCCUCUUAUUGAUGAAAAACCUAAUAAAAUACCAAAAGUAUUGAAAUAUGGAUAGAAAGAAUUGCAAAGUUACUUUGAUUUAGAGAAAGGAUAUCUUGCCACAAGAGAUUUAUGA
This is a messenger RNA of Paramecium octaurelia, 369 nucleotides long. The record is from the annotation of a GenBank genome assembly. NCBI's taxonomy places the organism in Eukaryota, Ciliophora, Oligohymenophorea, Peniculida, Parameciidae.